AUGGGGCCCCGUCGGCUGGCAGAACGUGGUGUUGGCACCGUGCCCCCCGACCCUGCUCACAGCGGGGAUCAAGCUUUCACGACUGACUACAGUGGGGUCCGAGGUCCCAUGGAGCCGUCUUUGCUGGGGAGGCAGGAGUGCCCUCCUCCCGCCCGGCCGUGCUGCUCCCCCACCCUGGGCGCCACCCCUCCCCUGGCCCUGCAGCACCGCGGGGCCCCGUCCCAGGCCCCCGGGCUCUCACCCAGACUGGGAGACCCCAAGGCAGAGAUCACAGAGCCCGCCAGCAGCACGGGGCCGGCUCGUGGUCUGUUGAACAGCAAGCGUGUGUGCUUGCUCUUGGCUUGGGUUGCCGGGGCUCUGUGGGCUGGUUCACUCUCUGCUGUGGUCUGUGCCCUCCGCUGCCUGCGGUACCUCCGCGUGGCCUCUGUGGCAGGUGCCUCGCCCUCUCCCACAGCCGCCCGGGGCCCAGCAGGUGCAGGGCAGGGGUCCCCAGGCCUUGCCGAGGAGGGGCCGGUGCGAGAGGGCCUCUGCGUGGCAUGUCAGUGCCGCGUCCCUAGCUGGGCUGGCAUCCACGUAGCCUCCCAGAUGUCCAGUGGCCGUGGGGGCCGCCUCCGGAGUGGACACCGGUGCGCCGAGCGGACUUCCAGCCUCCACUCGCCAGAGGCAGAGCCCGUGUCCACGGGUCCCGCGUCUGUCCGUCUUCACGGGGGGGCCCCAUCACCAGCCCUGCCCGGAAGCCAGGGACCCCCGCCCGGCCAGGCGGGCGCCGGCUCCCUGAGUCAGUCAGUCUCCUGGGAUGCUGGCCCCCUGAGACGGGGUCAGGUCGGGGCCACACCUUUGGGGCCAGUGCUCUGGGUCCAGGCCCUCCUGCACCAGUGGCUGCCACCCCCGCCGCACUUCCCGGUGCUUCCCGGCCUCAGGUGUAAAGGCCGAAACCCUGGGUGGCAGGGCCUGCGCUGCGAGGGCGGGGGCUGGCCGCAGGCGAUAACGGUGGGCGCCCUGCCCAGGACCUGCUUCUGGGAGUCAGCAGCCCGGCGGCCUCGUGCUCUGCCUGUGGACGGUCAAGACCACGGCUGCGCCAUCCGAUCCCCACGCACCAGCCACCAGCCAGCCCAGGGGAGUGACCCCUAUGGCCUGUCCACAUCUCAGAAGAAUGUAGCACAGAGGUGUGGCUGGGACAUGGGCCCCGGGCCCUCAACAGCCGGGCCCGAGAUGCGCCAUGAGAUGCGCCAUGAGGUGGCCUGGGCCGAGCACCAGGGCCCACCCCGGCUCUCACAUCCUUGCGCUCUGGGCACUGGCUCUGGAGAGACCAUGCUCGUGGCCACCGGACUCCAACCUAGUGAGGCGCUGGACGGCCUCCUGUCCCCCUGCAUGCCCCCACCCCGCCCGUCUGGCCAGACUAGCCAGCCCCGGUCACUCUGCCAGCACCCCGGGCAGGCCAGGCCAAGGGCCGGGUACCGGGCAGGCCCCGCAGCGGCUGUGUGCCUGCAGCCAGGGAACGAAGGCUUUAGGGCCAAAGUCCGGAGACCUACGGAGAGGUUCCUGGCCCAGUUUUCCCUCAGUCGGGGGCAGCUCUCAGAUCUGCCGGCCUCGCUGACCCGCCGGCACAGGGCUGGCCCCGGAGGGGGCCUGGAGGAGGGGAAACCAGCUCAGGAAGGAGGCGGCAGCAUCUCGGUGCCGCCGCCCCCACCGUGGGAGCUGCAGGGUGGUCCUCGGGGCCCCAACCCCGCCCACAGCACACACCCACCGCUGCAUCCCCGCCCCCGCAAGCCCAGCGUGUCCUCAGGUGUAUCUGUCCGCCCACCGCAAACUGCUCCUGCUGAUACCUGGGAGUUCCCUGGAAGCCCCCUUCCCCACCUCAACCCCGGCACCUCUCGGAGGGCCCCCUUCUGUGCACUCCCACACCCACCUCUCCAGCCCCGCCAACAAGCCGCCGGACUUGUGCUGCCCAAGCGGCCUCGUGGGGCCCCUUCUCCCUCUGGUGGAUGCCUGCUGGCCCAAGCAUCGCCGCCCCGGGCCCUCUUUCUGGACACCCCCGUCUGCACACAGUGCCCCGUGCACACACUGACACGGCCCACGCGUAGUGCGCCCACCAGCUCCGAGCUGACCCGAAUCCCCGCUCCCCGGUGCAGUGUGUCCCCAGUGCCCAGGAAGGGCAACGCCCAGCAGGCACCUCCGGCACGCUGGCGCCUUCAGCCCCGCCCAGCACUGGAGAGUGGAGGCUGCAAAAGGCCUGGGGUGCAGACAGCAGUCAGGCCCCCUGGGGCCCGGCAGUCUGGCAGUCACAGGGACGGAGCGGCGGAGCUGACCCGGGAGAGGUGUCAGGUGCCCGAGGCCUCCUGCCCCGUACAAUGCUGGGCGGUGGAGCCCUGCGAGGUCUCCGCGGGCGCCUGGCUCCGCCUGGGCUCCUCUCAGCCGGCUGCCCGCGCCGCGCGGCCGCCGGAGGGCGAGGCCGAGCGGCGCCGCGGCGGGCCCACUGUCCGCAGCGGCGCCGGGGGUGGCGGCCCCGGCGCAGGUCCGAGCCGGGCGGGCCCUGGACGGCUCGGAGGGGCGGGGCCGGCCGGCGGCGGCGGACGGGUCGUCAGGACAACCGACCGCCUGCUGGUCUCCGGUGCCCAGCCGAGCGCAGCGAGCCCGGCUCAGGGGACCGGGCCGGGACGCGCUCGGGGCAAGGUCACUGCAACAGGCUGGGCCCUGGGGGCGGCCCGCGGGGUCCCGAGCCGCGUGCGGGACGCGCAAGUGCUCAGUAAAGUCGAGAGCUGGUACUGGGCUGAAGGCGCGUGGGAGCGGGGCCCGGGCGGGGGUCCGGCGUCCGCUUCCCGGAGCCGAGUGCGCGCCCUCUCGUCACCCAGCGAGGCGCCGAGCACACGGGGGGUCGUCAAGUGCCCCCCCCCAGGCGGCGAGGUCGAGACUGGGCUGCUGCGGCGGGCCCGCCGGUGUCCCCUUGGCGCCCCGCGUCUCCGCGGCCCGGCCCCGCUGGGCUUCCUGCUCGCGCCGCCGGGACUUCCUCCCCGCAGUGCCCGGGUGGCCACCCGGGCGCCAGACCCGGAGGCGGGGAACCCGGGGACACGGGCAGGGAGGGGGGGGCCGGGGCGAGGAGAGGGGAAGACACCCUGGAGCCGGUAG
Molecule: messenger RNA, 3126 nt
Organism: Mesoplodon densirostris (Blainville's beaked whale)
Lineage: Eukaryota; Metazoa; Chordata; Mammalia; Artiodactyla; Ziphiidae
Product: nascent polypeptide-associated complex subunit alpha, muscle-specific form-like
Exons: 15
Coding region: 1-3126 (1041 amino acids)
Source: RefSeq, a predicted model, not a curated record